AUGAAGGCGACGCGUAAAGACUCCAGUCAAAAGCCGCUUAGCGCGUUUUUUGGCGGAUCAAAAGAAAAUGUGAAGCUCAAAACAGUUGAAAACAAGGCUUGUGUUGUGGUUAAACCUGCUGUGCCCGCAGAAUUGCAAGUUGAGAGGGCCCAGCGGCAGCCAUCGUGGUGGUCUCGGACGUCUAAUUUCAGCCAAACCACCGCCAACUCCGGAUCUCGCAAAAGAGAAGUCUCACAGUUCGUAUCACAGCCAGCAAAACGUCCUGCCCCGUGGUCGGGAGUUGCAGUUCAGUCUGUACCCCGCCAAAAUAGCCCUUCUUUAAGUGGUCAGAAAAAACUGAGCGAGGAACAGUUGAAAGUCUUGAACCGCAUUCUCAAUGGCAAAAGCGUUUUCUUUACCGGAGCUGCUGGCACGGGAAAAUCAUAUUUGUUGCAUUCAAUUGUGGAAUCGCUGCGCCGCCGCCUGAGUGGUGAUCAAGUUGCCAUAACUGCUACCACGGGGUUAGCUGCACUCAAUGUCGGUGGCCAAACGAUUCAUCGAUGGGGUGGACUGGGAUUAGGACGUGACAAUGUGUCUAAAUUGGCACUGGGUAUUCAAAAGCGCAACGAUGUGCUGAGAAGAUGGCGAAACUGCCGAGUAUUAAUUAUUGACGAGGUCUCGAUGCUUGAAGCUGAGUUAUUUGAGAAAAUGGAAGAGCUUGCUCGAGUAUUAAGAAAAGACACAAGACCGUUUGGUGGCAUUCAAGUUGUGAUAACAGGCGAUUUUUUCCAACUGCCUCCAGUCGGUCGGAAUCGCGCGGUGAAACUAUGCUUCGAGUCGAGUAAAUGGCAAGAGGUCAUCCAGGAGCAAAUGCUGCUACGGAAAGUGUUCAGACAAGAGGACCAACGAUUGAUUGAUAUGCUCAAUUGCAUGCGAGUUGGCAAAUUGACGCCAGAAGUGCUCGCGAACUUUGCCAAACUUAACCGAGCAGUGUGCUACGAAGACGGGCUUGAGCCCACCCAGCUAUAUCCACGAAGAGAGCAAGUUGACAAUGCCAAUCGCGCUCGCAUGCAAAAUAUCAAAGGCCGGGAGUUUGUGUUCAAGGCAGAGGACUCUGGCACGUUCGAUGCAGCGAUCAAUGCCAAGCUGCUGGAAAAUAUCAUGGCGCCAGAGAAGCUGGUCCUGAAAGUAGGCGCCCAGGUUCUGCUAAUCUCCAAUAUCGCAAACGACUUGGUGAAUGGCAGUCGCGGUCGUGUCAAGACAUUUGUCCACGAAGAGAAACACCCCCAGCUCCGCACGCUCGUGCAAAAGGCUCCGCCCGUGCUGGACAUCUAUAACCGCAUGUUGGAGAACAACGGCACGAUCGAUGUGAAAAUGGACGAGGACAUGAGAGUGUUUCUAAGCGAAGAAGAACGCGCACAGCUACUCGAAAUAUAUACACUGGAACCAAGAAUGCCCGUCGUGGACUUUGGGGUCACCAACUGGUUCACUCUGCUCACCCCGAUCGAGUACGCGAUCAAGGGCCCUCCUCCCCACAGCGUCGUCACUGCAGCACGGCACCAAAUACCCGUUAUUUUAUCAUGGGCACUGUCUAUUCACAAGGCUCAAGGUCAGACAUUGGAUCGGCUAGUCGUGGACCUAAGCAACGUGUUUGAGAAGGGGCAAGCGUAUGUAGCAGUGUCACGAGCAACCAGCUACGAUCGGCUCCAGGUGAUCGGAUUUAAAGAGUCAAUGGUUCAGGUCGACCCUCGGGUGUCCGAGUUCUACAGCCAGCUCGAAACCAACAUUUAG
Molecule: messenger RNA, 1770 nt
Organism: Wickerhamiella sorbophila
Lineage: Eukaryota; Fungi; Ascomycota; Dipodascomycetes; Dipodascales; Trichomonascaceae
Product: ATP-dependent DNA helicase pfh1
Exons: 1
Coding region: 1-1770 (589 amino acids)
Biological process (GO): telomere maintenance; DNA repair
Molecular function (GO): DNA helicase activity; ATP hydrolysis activity
Source: RefSeq, a predicted model, not a curated record